This is a messenger RNA of Meloidogyne enterolobii, 1335 nucleotides long. The record is from the annotation of a GenBank genome assembly. NCBI's taxonomy places the organism in Eukaryota, Metazoa, Nematoda, Chromadorea, Rhabditida, Meloidogynidae.
AUGCUUGGUGUGUUGAAUGUAAUUGAAUUAUUACGGCAAGGACAUUUAGACCAAGCAAUUGAAGAUUUAUUAGCUUUUAAUAGUAAAACAGAUGGAAAAAUAGCUAGUGCGGCUAGUAAUAAUUUGGCUUUAAUUAAUCUUUUGAAAGGAGAAGAUAAAUUAGAAGAUGCAUUACAAUAUUGUGAACAAGCAUUGAGUUUAGAUCGUUACAAUUCAAAUGCUUUGGUAAAUCGUGGAAAUAUUCAUUUUUAUAAAAAUGAGCCUCAAUUAGCUUUGCAAUGUUUUAGAGAAGCUUUACAAGUAGAUUCUGGUUGUAUACAAGCUAUUUAUAAUUCUGGUUUAGUUUGUCGUUUACUUGGACAAUUAGAUGAAGCAAAAAGAAAUUUUUUUAAAUUAAAUGAUAUGUUGGCACAUGAACCUCAAGUACUUAUUCAAUUAGCGGAAAUAUAUAAUCAACAAGGAGAACAUCCACAAGCAAUAGAAUUAUUUACUCAAGCAAGUACUUUAGCCCCAACAGACCCUUCAAUAUUAGAAAGAUUAGCUUCUAUUUACGAGAAUUUUGGUGAUAAUUCUACAGCUUUUCAAUAUUUUCGCGAUGUUUUUUUAAAUUUAAUUAAAAAAAAUAAAAAUUUUUUCAAGAGUUUUCACCAUUUUCCUUCAAAUAUUUCAUUAAUUAAAUGGCUUGGAAAUUAUUAUAUGUCUGCACAUUUCUCAGAAAAGGCUGUUUUAUAUUUUGAAAAAGCUGCUUUAAUGGAACCAAAUAAUCCGGAAUGGCCAAUGUUGACAGCUGGUUGCCAAAGACGUUCAGGAAAUUUUCAACGAGCAUUGGAAAUAUACAAACAAGUGCAUAGAAGAUUUCCUGAAAAUCUUGAAUGUUUAAAAUUUCUUGUACAACUAAGCAAAGAAUUACGAUUAACGGUGGAAGAGCGUGAUUAUACAGAAAAAUUGGGAAGAAUUGAAAAAAUAGGACAAUUAAAAGCACAAAGAGAAUCUGGAGGACAAAGGCAAUUAUCAGCAAAUAAUGAAAGAAAAAAUAUUUUUGAUAUUUCAACUCCAACAUCCCAACAAAAUAGUCAAAGAAAUAGUGGAAGAGGAACAACAACUAAUUCUGAAAGGGCUUCACAAAUUUUACAACAAGUUGGGGGAAGUAAUCAAAAUUAUCAAGCUACAAAAAGGGAUAUUACUGCAGAUGAUUUAAUUUGGAAAGACAAUAUAAACAAUAAUUCUUUUUCUAUGGCUACUCGCCCAAUGACCGGAAUGAGAAGGGCUGGGGAUGAACAACAAUCAGAAUUACUUUUUGAAAAUGAUGAUGGAGAUGAACUUCUUCCAGACUAA